AACGGAAACGGAGGACAAAGGGAGUACGAUUUCUCUAGAAGUUUUAGUCAGAUUUGUGAACUCUGGUUACAGUUUUAGUUUGUUUUCUUUUAUUAAAAGCCUCGUUGUUACUCUGAGUCUAGUUAACGGAAGUAAUUUUCAUUCUAGUUUGUGUUUCGUUGGUUUCCGAUAAGGCUGAUAAUCCAGUUCUGACCGGAUUGAACGUUGACAGAAAAGAAAUUAAAGCGCGUGAAUCAGUCCUGAUUCUUUACUGGUGAAUCCCAGUCAGUCUAACUGGUUCCUCUCAGACUGACUGAAGAGGAAGAUGGACGUUUCUGUGGAGGAAGAGGAGAACAGAGCAGAACCUCCAGGACCCAGCUGUAUGUCUAUGAAGAGUGACGGGUCCAUGAGAAAACCUCCAGACCUCAGUGGACCUGGACCUUCAGACACAAAAGGUCAGAACCACAGAUGGAGAGCAGAACCUCCAGAACCCAGCUGUCUGUCUAUGAAGAGUGACGGGUCCAUGAGAAAACCUCCAGACCUCAGUGGACCUGGACCUUCAGACACAAAAGGUCAGAACCACAGAUGGAGAGCAGAACCUCCAGGACCCAGCUGUCUGUCUAUGAAGAGUGACGGGUCCAUGAGAAAACCUCCAGACCUCAGUGAAUCUGGACCUUCAGGCACAAAAGGUCAGAACCACAGAGGGAGAGCAGAACCUCCAGAACCCAGCUGUCUGUCUAUGAAGAGUGACGGGUCCAUGAGAAAACCUCCAGACUUCAGUGAAUCUGGACCUUCAGACACAAAGCUGUUUGCUGCCAACAAGAAGCUUCCAGAACAUCAGAAAGAGUCCAGUUGGUUCUCGGUCAUGAUGAAAAAAUGUCUUCACAGAGGGAGGAAGAGGAGUGCUGUUGGUGAGGAGGACCAGCUGUCCUGCUGUUCUUUGUGUCAGGACGUCCUGAAGGAUCCAGUCUCUACCAGCUGUGGACACUGGUUCUGCAGACAGUGCACCACCUCAUACUGGGACCAGUCUGCUCCAUCAGGACUCUCCUCCUGUCCCCAGUGUGGGAAAAGAUCCAGAACCAGAAGUGGACUGCAGACAGCCAAUCAGAGCAGCUCAGGACCAGCAGAUGUUGGUCUGCAGGAGGUUCUAGAAGAACAUCGGCUCAGUCUGAAGAGCAGAUGUGAACGUGUGACUGAAGGAAGUGAUGAACCAGGAAGUAGAACCCUCCUGAACAGGAUCUACACUGAGCUCUACAUCACAGAGGGACAGAGUGAAGAGGUUCUUACCCAACAUGAGGUGGAGCAGCUGGAGACCGCUUCCAAGACCAAGAGCCUCCAUGACACUCCAAUCAGGUGCCAGGACAUCUUUAAAGCCUCACCUGAGCAACAUGGAGCCAUCAGAGUGGUUCUGACCAACGGCGUCGCAGGAGCUGGAAAAACCUUCUCAGUGCUGAAGUUCACUCUGGACUGGGCCGAGGGCUUGGAGAACCAGGAUGUCCAUGUGGUGCUUCUGCUUUCCUUCAGGGAGCUGAACUUGAUCAGAGAUGAGCAGCACAGUCUUCUCACGCUGCUCCGUGUUUUCUAUCCAACGUUCCAGAAGAUCCCAGCAGAGAAGCUGACUGUCUGGAAACUUCUCUUCAUCUUUGAUGGUCUGGAUGAAAGCAGACUUUCACUGGACUUCAGCAGCAGUCAGCUGGUUUCUGAGGUCACACAGAGGUCAUCAGUCCAGGUGCUGCUGACAAGCCUCAUCAAGGGGAACCUGCUUCCCUCAGCUCUGGUCUGGAUCACCUCCAGACCUGCAGCAGCCAAUCAGAUCCCUCCUUCAUGUGUCCACAGGGUAACAGAAGUACGAGGCUUCACUGACGCCCAGAAGGAGGACUACUUCAGGAGGAGGUUCAGUGAUGAAGAGCUGUCCAGCAGAAUCAUCUCCCACAUCAAGACCUCCAGGAGCCUCCACAUCAUGUGUGGAAUCCCAGUCUUCUGCUGGAUCACUGCUACAGUUCUGGAGAACAUGUUGACUACAGAGCAGAGAGGAGAGCUGCCCAAGACCAUGACUGACAUGUACUCACACUUCCUGCUGGUUCAGACCAAGAGGAAGAAGAACAAGUACCAUGAAGGACCUGAGACCAGUCCACAGGAGCUGAUGGAGGCUGACAGGGAGCUUCUUCUGAAGCUGGGGAGGCUGGCGUUUGAACAUCUGGAGGAAGGAAACAUCAUGUUCCACCAAGAAGACCUGGAGCAGUGUGGUCUUGAUGUCUCAGAGGCCUCGGUGUACUCAGGAGUUUGUACAGAGAUCUUCAGAAGAGAGUGUGUGAUGUUCCAGAAACCAGUCUACUGCUUUGUUCAUCUGAGCGUUCAGGAGUUUCUGGCUGCAGUCUACAUGUUCCACUGUUUCAGCAGCAGGAACAUGAAGGUGGUGAAGAACUUCCUGGGAAGAGUCUACAGAAACUCAUCUCUGGAGAACUUCCUGAAGAGAGUGAUGAAGAAAUCCCUCAGCAGUGAAAACGGCCACCUGGACCUGUUUGUCCGCUUCCUUCAUGGCCUCUCUGUGGAGUCCAACCAGAGACUCUUAGGAGGUCUGCUGGGUCAGACACAGAUCAGUCCAGGAACCAUCCAGAGAGCCAUCAACAACCUGAAGGAGAUGAACAGUGAUGAAGUCUCUCCAGACAGAAGCAUCAACAUUUUCCACUGUCUGAUGGAGAUGAAGGACCUCUCAGUUUAUCAGGAGGUCCAAAAGUUCCUGAAGUCAGAGAACAGAUCAGACAUUCUCUCAGAGAUCCAGUGUUCAGCUCUGGCCUACAUGCUGCUGAUGUCAGAGGAGGUUCUGGAUGAGUUGGACCUGCAGAAGUACAGAACAUCACCAGGGGGACGACUGAGACUGAUUCCAGCUGUGAGGAACUGCAGAAAGUUCAGAUCUGGUGAUUAUUCUGGACUCUCAGAGACUCACCUUGAAGUUGUGUCCUCAGCUCUGAAGUCCAACCCGUCCCAUCUGACAGAACUGGACCUGAGUAGGAACAUCCUGUCUGAUUCUGAAAUGAAGGUUCUGAGUUCUGGACUGGAGAGUCCAAACUGUAGACUGGAGGUUCUGAGCAUUCAACAAUGGCCGUGUUCGAGUUGAGCAGCGCCUCGCCUGGAAAAGAGACGAGAGCAGACGGACGCAGCAGGGGGAGUGGCUGAAAGCCGGCGUUUAAGUCGGACAGAUUUCCCUACAUGUGUCGCUCGCAGGUGACGAUGGAUGAAGAUAUCACGUUAGCGUUCACACUUGUUUAAUUUUACAUUUUAAUUCUGGUGCUUGUUAGCAACUGACACACAUGCUUGUGGAUAUCAUAUAUUGUAGACAUGUGCAUGUGAAGAUAUGACUGUAAUAAUAAGUAAAGGUUAGCAGCUGUAGGGUUUUAAUAGGAAACGUGACAAAAGAACACAAGUCACAUUUAUCUUUAUGGCCUAUAUAGUUGUCAUCAUCAACGUAAAAUGAUUUACAGAAUACAUGUGACCAACUAACAUUUUGUGUUCUACCACUGGAUGUUUUGCUCAAAAUAUGAACCAAUCAGAACUUAGAUCAGGUGAGAGCCAGGCGUUUCCCAUCAUGCCCUAGGUUUUACAGCCAGUGGAGAGCAACUGCAGCGCCUUGCUCCAAAAUCUGCGGCCGCCUUGAUCUCACGAGGUUAUCGUUGGCUACGUAGGCAUGACGUCAGAGCAAGUCGGCGUCAAGUCGGACACAAAUCUAACCGGCAUGCACUGCGCGCUGAUCACCGGUGAUCUAAUCUGUGCAGAACUGGCUCAUCUGGAACACGGCCAAUAUCCUCAGUAGAGCUGUAGCGUAGUGUAGCGUAGCGUCGAUGACGUCAGCGACUUGAUUCUAAAAAUUCUACAAGGUAAGAUCCGGUCGUCGGCGUACCACACCCACUUGUUGUGUUCCCAGGGGUUUGUAAAUAAAGGAUUCUGUCUGCUUUUCCUCUCUUUUCCGCCCUCACUAACAUCUCCGCCAAAUACCGAAGACCCGGAACCAGAUUUUCUUUUUUCUUUUUUCAAAACUUUAUUGAAAAAGGUAAUAAGUAUACAUACAAGUCGCAUACAAAACUGAACACAGAACAAUACAUGCCAGGGGGUGCGCUAUAGAAAUGUUACACACAUCCAGAUAAAUUGUAGGUAGUGCAAAUAGUUAUAGCUUUCAAGCUUUUUUAUUUAGUGAUCCACUAAUUUUAUGUAAGAUUCCGCUACCAGAUUCUCUUCCUGUUUCGCCCGCGUUCAUCUCCCGGCAACAGACAACAACCUCCGGGGUCAAAGGCGCUGCCUCGUCUGUAUGGCAGAUGUAGAAAAUCACCUGGAAUAGCCCCUUCAUAUCAUAAGGAAUCUUCUUUCAGACAUCAGGAGAGCUGUUCUUGUGGUAGCUGUCUCUCCUCUGCGCUGGUUAGUGUGCUGGGUCUUUUUGGUUUAUUUCUACGUGGUAACUUGGGCUUAACGUUGGUAAAACUACCAAAGCUUGUGUUUGGAUAAACUGUAACGUUUUGGUCUAGAGUUGGUCUUUUGUGUGGUGUAGAUCUCCCUUUUGGAUGCAUUUAGAGCGCUGUGGGCUUUUGAUUUAGUUAAAAUAUCACCUUGAGUUUGGUUUGACCACCCAGUUUAGAGUUUGUCCCUUUUGAGAUCCUUAUUUUGAUCUAGAACCCAGUAGUGUUUGCCCAGUGGGACAUCUUUAACACUAGUUAUUUGUACUUUUGUUUUAAUUCCUCACAGCCCGUAUUAGUUUG
Messenger RNA from Nothobranchius furzeri (turquoise killifish), 4727 nucleotides. The record is from RefSeq and is a predicted model, not a curated record. NCBI's taxonomy places the organism in Eukaryota, Metazoa, Chordata, Actinopteri, Cyprinodontiformes, Nothobranchiidae.